GUUCCUGAUCCUCGCCUUCCCUUCCUUGGUGUGCACUUUACUCCAAGAAUGAAUGGAGAUGUUUGGAUGGGUCCAAACGCUGUACUUGCUUUUAAACGAGAAGGAUAUGGCUAUUUUUCAAUUUCACCUUCGGAAUUGUACGAAGCGCUGAUGUACAAUACUGGAAGAAAGGAAAAUAGGGGUUUGGAGAGGGAUGAAAGAAUUUGCAUGCGAAAGCUGAUGAGAAAGCAUUUCGUUUUUGGUGCGAAAGAAAUGUAUCGUGGGAUAUUUAUUGGCGCUCAAGUCAAGCAGUUACAACGUUUCAUACCUGAUUUGCGACGAAGUGAUGCGGCAAGGGGUCCUACCGGUGUUCGAGCUCAGGCAAUGGAUGAGGACGGCAAUUUAGUCGAUGAUUUUGUUUUUGAUAGCGGCACUGGACCGUUGUCAAAACGAGUGCUGCACGUCCGCAAUGCACCAUCACCCGGUGCCACAUCAAGCUUGGCCAUUGCUAAAAUGAUAGCUAAGGAAGUUCAAACUCGAUUUUCUCUGUAA
Strongylus vulgaris is the source of this 531-nucleotide messenger RNA. The record is from the annotation of a GenBank genome assembly. NCBI's taxonomy places the organism in Eukaryota, Metazoa, Nematoda, Chromadorea, Rhabditida, Strongylidae.